AUGUGUCUCUGCGGACCAUUUUCAUUCACGUUCAAGCGCAAGGCGCGUAAGAGCGACCUCGACGAUGACUCCAUCUAUGUGAACUACGAAAGCUCGAGCACUGAAUCUUCAAUCAGCUCUUCAAGUAGCUCAAGCUCUUCUCUGGGUUAUCUGGAUCCCUACGACUUUGCAUCUCUCGAUACACCACAACUCACCAUGAGUCCUACCUCGUCAACCUGCGCCGCUCGUGGAGGUAGCGACUCGGCAAUGAACGUCAACGACAACUUCAGCACAGCUACAGAGUCAUUUUCGGAUCUAAUCGCCUUCAGCUCUGAUCCUUCUCAGUCGUCUCAGCAGUCCGAGCACUUUGUCCCUGACGCCAUCUCUACUUGCUUUGUCUACAGCAAUACCAACUCGAUUCUUGCUGCGGACUCUGGUUACAACGCUUCUCUUGACACCGACGCCAUCACGUCUCAGAUCACACCGGCUUCUGCAGUCCACGGCCCAGUCAACGAGGGAUCCCUUGUGCGCACCCAGAGAGACCGCGCAGCAGAACUUCGUGUUGUUCUGCUAGCUAUCCUUCGCGGUGGCUGUGCCAAUGAGCACAACGAGACUGCUCAGCCUCGCACCCUGCAGGAACUUAGGGCUUGCUCUCAGUCACCCAGUUCAACAGCAAUGAAUCUCAACAGCAUGGAAGCCAUCUGCGACAACUCCGCCAAGGUCUCCAACACUGGUGGUACAAACAAACCAUCAUGUUGUGUAUCAAGCAUCUACCCAGCUUGUGAUUCUCCUAAUACCGUACCCAAGUCAUCCCAUGGCGCAGCAGAUAGGUCUCUCGACCAGAUUACCCGCGCCAACAAGCUAUGCGAGCCACAUGGCUGCUGUAUCGGAGUGCUUAGCACCUUCGAAGAGGCACACCUAGGCCACGAGGAGAAGCAGGCGAUCAUCGAAGGAGGCUACGUCACCCCUAAGGCGCAAGACAAACUUUACCAGCAGCCUCGCCAACCUCUACCUCUUGUCCAGCGCCCUCCCCACAGGACUACUACUCGUUCGGGCUCCGGUGUGGUCCAACCCGAUCCCUCGAGAACCAACGCAAUGCUCAACUCUCGCGACAUCGGUUCAAAGGUUGUCUCGUUUGACCUUUCGCCCAAGGGUCUCGAUUUCCCCCAGUCAAAGCUGAGCGACAAGUGCAGCAUCAGAGAGAUCAACUCUGGUCAUGGCCUCCGGGAGGGCUCUUCUGACAGCGUCAUCAAGCAUAAAUAUCAGCGCAAGGUCGAAAUGGAUGGUUGGCGACGCAACACCACGAUAUCCAAAUUUCGUAAACGCAGUAAGCUUUCUGAGUUCGACAACAACAACCACCAGCACAGCCAUCAUGUGCAAGCACACCUCCUCGGCCCUCGCCUGCCUGCUCUGCGAGCACUCUGGGACCACGUUGGCGACCUUCGCGGGCGCAGGUACCUUCGCUUCUCAUUGUACGAGCUAGUCACUGACAUCGGAUGUAGAGCACAGCUUGAGAAAGUCCUCCCUGCCCUCCCCGAGAGGAAGAAAGACUGCCCCUUGGGCAACUCUAUGCCUGCUGUGCCUCCAAGAGUCAAUUUUGAUGACCUUGUGGCCAAGCACGGCCACAAGGGCAGAAUCCCCAUGGGACCGGGCGUUUCUCUGGUUUUGCGCCGGGCCCCCACGGGCAGCAUCCGCCUGGGUGUCAAGCCUUCGCGUAAGGAGGUUGUUGACUUUGCUUCGUGCUCGCCUGUCGAGCACAAGCUCGUCCGCAAAAAGGGCUACGCCAAUCUUCGCGAGCAAAUGCGUCGUUGA
Messenger RNA from Aureobasidium namibiae CBS 147.97, 1791 nucleotides. RefSeq lists its product as uncharacterized. The record is from RefSeq and is a predicted model, not a curated record. The transcript has 7 exons. The coding region runs from base 1 to 1791 and encodes 596 amino acids. Lineage: Eukaryota; Fungi; Ascomycota; Dothideomycetes; Dothideales; Saccotheciaceae.